UCUUCCCCAAUUUCUUCACUUUCUUUGCAAAUGGCCAGCUGAAAAGUCUCCUGCUGUUGCAUAAUUUGCAAAUGCAGUCAGCUUGUCCUCUUGAAUAUGAAGACUGCACUAACAAAAACCAAAUUCCCCAAACUAUUAACCUGAUAUGAUCUCAAACCUCUCCAUGUUCCUACUCUUCCAAACUCAGCCAUCAGAUCUCAAUAAGCUUCUUCUUACUGCCACCAAAAUCAAGCAACAAAAUAAGAAUAAUAAAGAACUCACCACAACAGGAAACCCGUCAUCAGCAUCUCCGCCGUUUGUCAAUGCCUCUGCCUCUCCAUCUCUAUUUUCCAACCAGCUUGUUAUCCACACCUCUGCCGUCUAUCAACGCAUUUGCCGCCUAUCAACGCAUCUGCCUCCUUUGCAGCUCCAUUGUCCACACCAGCUCAUCUUCUACGCCUCUGCCCUUCAGAAUCAGUCAAUUACUCAAAUUACAAUGAUAGACGAGAGAGAGAAACGACCGCCAUAG
This is a messenger RNA of Mercurialis annua (annual mercury), 508 nucleotides long. RefSeq lists its product as uncharacterized. NCBI's taxonomy places the organism in Eukaryota, Viridiplantae, Streptophyta, Magnoliopsida, Malpighiales, Euphorbiaceae. The record is from RefSeq and is a predicted model, not a curated record. The transcript is spliced from 3 exons. Bases 146 to 508 code for a protein of 120 amino acids.